Messenger RNA from Fulmarus glacialis (Northern fulmar), 145 nucleotides. It is a transcript of the gene AANAT, whose product is annotated as aralkylamine N-acetyltransferase. The record is from RefSeq and is a predicted model, not a curated record. The transcript has a single exon. The annotation marks the transcript as partial. NCBI's taxonomy places the organism in Eukaryota, Metazoa, Chordata, Aves, Procellariiformes, Procellariidae.
CCUUUAUAUCCGUCUCUGGGGACUGUCCCCUCCACCUGGAUGAGAUCCGCCACUUUCUGAACCUGUGCCCGGAGCUCUCCCUCGGCUGGUUUGUGGAAGGGCGGCUCGUGGCGUUCAUCAUCGGCUCCCUCUGGGACCAGGACAG